Molecule: messenger RNA, 402 nt
Organism: Coffea eugenioides
Lineage: Eukaryota; Viridiplantae; Streptophyta; Magnoliopsida; Gentianales; Rubiaceae
Product: 60S ribosomal protein L27-3-like
Exons: 1
Coding region: 1-402 (133 amino acids)
Biological process (GO): translation
Cellular component (GO): cytosolic large ribosomal subunit; ribosome
Molecular function (GO): structural constituent of ribosome
Source: RefSeq, a predicted model, not a curated record
AUGGUGAAGUUCCUGAAGCAAAACAAGGCCGUGAUCCUAGGCCGUUACGCCGGCCGCAAGGGAGUGAUCGUGAGGUCAUUCGAUGACGGAACCCGGGACCGCCCCUACGGCCACUGCCUGGUCGCCGGAAUCUCCAAGUACCCUAAAAAGGUCAUCCGGAAGGACUCCGCCAAGAAGCAAGCCAAGAAGUCCAGGGUCAAGUGCUUCAUCAAGCUCGUCAAGUACAACCACAUCAUGCCCACCCACUACACCCUCGACGUCGAUCUCAAGGACAUCAUCACCUCCGACCGCCUCCAGUCCCGCGACAAGAAGGUCACCACUGCCAAGGAGGCCAAGACCCGCUUCGAGGAGAGGUUCAAGAUCGGAAAAAACCGUUGGUUCUUUACCAAGCUUAGGUUCUGA